This is a messenger RNA of Calidris pugnax (ruff), 2811 nucleotides long. RefSeq names its product long-chain fatty acid transport protein 6-like. Gene Ontology annotation, molecular function: long-chain fatty acid-CoA ligase activity; long-chain fatty acid transmembrane transporter activity. NCBI's taxonomy places the organism in Eukaryota, Metazoa, Chordata, Aves, Charadriiformes, Scolopacidae. Bases 466 to 2331 code for a protein of 621 amino acids. The transcript is spliced from 12 exons. The record is from RefSeq and is a predicted model, not a curated record.
UUUCCUUUGAUACAACUCUACCUCUUGCUGCAUAUGGUCAUUUUAAGUAUAUAAACUAGCAAAGCAUAACUGACUUCUUUCUCUUUUAACAAUUAACUCUCAACACAUUUAGCAAACACACUGUGUUCCAAGAUACAAUGUCCGAUUUCCUUUCAGUCACAUGCUCAAAGACGGCUGCAAAGUUGAGGUACUACAGAAUAGGAGGCCUGGGAGAUCCAGGAGACAGAGAGGAGUCUUAGCUGUACAUCCAGGCAUGCAGCCACCAGUCAAACACCAUGGGUGUGGAGCUUCAAGAGAACACCUUCUUGGAUAAAACUAACAUCUUCAGAUUAUGCAUGCAACCUUCCUAUGAGUGACACACAGAGGCAGAAAGGAUCUAACUGAAUACAGGACAAAAAUCAAAAUAUAAAAUCAAAAAGUUGAGGAAAAGCAGAAAAGACACGAAGAGGAACAAAGGAGAGAGCCAUGCUAUGCACGUGGCUUUCGACAACUGCUGGAGGAAUAGUGGUGCUGUGGUUCUCUCUGAAGCUCUUUUUCCCAUAUUUCUGGGAAGAUCUGAUUUACUUCUUGAGGCGGAAGAGGUUAAAGGCAAGGAUAAAGAGACGGGCAAGGAAUGGAAUUCUCUCCAUAAUUGACCUUUUCCUGCAGAGAGUGGAAAAGAUUCCCCACAAGUCAUUCCUCAUCUAUGAAGGGAAGGUGCAUACCUAUCACAAUGUGGACAGGAGGAGUAACAGGGUAGCACAGGUUUUGUUACAGUAUGGGAAUCUGAAGAAAGGUGACACUGUGGCCCUGUUGAUGGGUAAUGGACCUGACUUCAUCCAUGUCUGGUUUGGGCUGGCCAAGCUGGGCUGUGUGGUGGCUUUUCUCAACUUCAAUGUGCACUCUAGAUCCCUCCUGCACUGCAUUAACACAUGUGGAGCAAAAGCACUGGUGAUAGGAGAAGAUUGUGUGGAAUCAAUAGAGAAAGAAUUUAUUUUUCAUCUCCUGGAAAACAAGGUUGCUGUCUGGCUGAUGAGCAGCAGUUCUCCUUUCCAGCAUGUUCACACUAUACUAGACAAACUAGACAAGGUGCCAGAUCACCCUGUUCCAUCUCACCUUAAAGAUGUCACUAACACAAGAAACACAGCUAUGUAUAUCUUCACAUCAGGAAGUACAGGUUUCCCGAAAGCUGCUGUCAUCACUCAUCUAAGAGCUCUCUCUGCCUGCUUCUUAUUUACUCAGUGUGGUGCAGUUCCUCAGGAUAUUAUGUAUCUCACUCUUCCCUUGUACCACAUAAGUGCUUCUCUUCUUGGCAUCUGCGGAUGCAUUGAAUUAGGAGCAACUUGUGUUUUGAAGAAGAAAUUCUCUGCAAGUCAGUUUUGGAAUGACUGUAGAAAAUACAAUGUUACAAUGUUUUUGUACAUAGGAGAACUCUGUCGCUACCUCUGUAACCAGCCCUGUAAAGAAGAGGACAGAGUUCACAAAGUGCGCAUUGCUGUAGGAAAUGGUAUCAGACCUGACGUCUGGAAAAAAUUUCUGAUGAGGUUUGGCCCAAUUAAAAUAUUUGAAUUCUAUGGAUCCACAGAAGGGAGUGUUGGUUUCUUGAACUAUACUAAUAAAAUAGGAGCUGUGGGCCGUGUUGGCAUCUUCUCAAAGUUCCUACAUUCUUUUGAGUUGUUGAAAUAUGAUGUCUGGAAACAAGAACUUAUGACGGAUGAAAAUGGAAGGUGUAAGAAAGCACCCAUAGGUAAACCUGGCCUUCUAGUUGUCCAAGUUACUGAGGAUGCCCCAUUUUCUGGAUAUGCUGGAAACAAUGAAGCCUCAGAGAAGAAACUCCUGCAUAAUGUGUUUGUGAAGGGAGACGUGUAUUUUAACACAGGAGACCUCCUGGCAAUGGAUGAAGGUGGCUUCCUCUACUUUACUGACCGGGUGGGAGACACUUUCAGGUGGAAAGGAGAAAAUGUUGCCACUGUAGAAGUUGCAGAGGUCAUUGGUAUGAUGGAUUUUGUCCAAGAAGUUAACGUUUAUGGUGUAAGCAUAAAAAACUAUGAAGGAAGAACAGGGAUGGCAGCUAUUGUACUUAAACCUAACCAACCCUUUGAUGGAGAAAGACUUUACAAGCAUGUUAUGGACUUCCUUCCAAGUUACGCCCAACCACGCUUUGUGAGAAUCAUGGAUGUUAUGCAAAUUACUGCAACUUUCAAGCAUCAGAAGAUGCAUCUGGUGAAUGAAGGGUUUAAUCCAGAAAUUAUAUCUGAACCUCUGUAUUUCAUGCAUGAACCUGCACGUUCCUAUAUUCCUUUGACAAGUGAGAUAUAUAAGGAUGUAGUUUCUGGUGAAAUACGUUUAUAAAGCAUACAAAUGAAGUUACUCUACAAUACAGGAAGUAAAUUUCAAAUAUACUUCUGCAAUUAUUUCAACAAAAGCUAGUACAUAUUAUUGGUUCUAAAAACAUUAGAUAAUCAAGUCAGUCUUACUGUGAUACAAUUUGCCUCUUCAGAGCCACAACUGUUACGUACAUUGCGUAAGCUGCUCUGCAUCUGCUCAUAUUACUUCCAGGGCUCACACAUGCAAAUUUUUAUUUUAAAUUUCUCACUGUUCUAAAUUCUUUUCAUUUAAGCCACCAGUAUCUUAACUUAGUUGAAUAUUUUACUCUUUUAGAUAAAAAUACUGAUUCUGGUUUUAGAAUACAUAAAUGAUUAGAUGCAAAAUGUCAUAAACAUUAAUAUAAAAUGGGCAGUCAAAAAUACAAGCAAAAUACCGCACAAACACUGCAUGUAGACUUCAGUUCAAUGUUUGUUCAUUAUACUAUGUAAUAUCUAAUUGCUUAAU